AUGAGCAACGACAGUUCCGCGCUUAAGGCCUCUAGGAGUAUGCUUGAUGAACCCACGGGUCUAGAAACCAACAAUGACGAUAGCAAAUCCACCAGCCCGUUCGCCAACUCAAGCGGCACCUCCACCCCCAGUGCUCCCAUCUCCCCCCUCCUCACCCCCUCCAGCACCCCCUCCAGCACCCCCUCCCUCGCCCUAACCCUAGCCCCCUACAACCUGACCUCCCACGACCUCUCCGAAAUCCACGCCCUCCUCACCGCCAUCGCCCUGGACGCCGGCAAAAUCCUCCUCGAAGCCGAACACGACUUCCUCGUCUCCGCCACAACCAAGAACAACACCUCCGACCUCGUGACCAAAUACGACGGCGAGGUGGAAGAACUCGUCAAACAACGCUUACACGUUGCUUACCCAGACAUUCCCUUUUUCGGCGAAGAAUCCUUCAAGCCAGGUACCCGCCUCCCCGCCUCUCCAACCUUUAUAUGCGACCCCAUCGACGGCACCCUAAACUUCACAAAACAAGUUCCCAACUGCGCAAUCAGCCUCGCCCUCGCCGUAGCCCGCAAACCCGUGGUCGGCAUCGUAUACAACCCCUUCCGCGCAGACCUCUACUCCGCGCUCAAGAAUAACGGCGCUUACCUGACCAACCUCUCGACAGGCUCGUCCGUCAAAUUACCCCUCUACCCCAUCCCGCCCCCGCUCAACGGUCUAGCAGACUGCCUCGUAGCCGUAGAAUGGGGAAACCAACGCAGCGGUCCAAACUGGGCACUUCGCACCUCCGUGCACACCGCGCUGCUAACCGCACACUCGGAAGGCGGUGCAAUGUGUAAAUCCGUGCGCAGCAACGGGUCCGCCGCUCUGGAUUUCUGCUACGUGGCCCAGGGCAUGCUGGAUGCGUAUUGGGAGGCUGGGGUGUGGGUUUGGGAUGUAGCUGCCGGCUGGAUUAUCCUCGAGGAGGCGGGGGGCUUGGUGGCGUCUGCGAAUCCGGGGGAUUGGGGGCCGACGCUGGAGGGGAGGGUGUAUUUUGCGGUUAGGGGGGCGAAGCGGGAGGAGCAGGUUAGGGUUGUGGAGGAGGUUUGGGGGAUUAUGGGGGAUCGGCGGUUUGUGUAUCCGUAG
Plenodomus lingam JN3 is the source of this 1110-nucleotide messenger RNA. RefSeq lists its product as uncharacterized. Gene Ontology annotation, molecular function: inositol monophosphate 1-phosphatase activity. The record is from RefSeq and is a predicted model, not a curated record. Gene Ontology annotation, biological process: inositol metabolic process; phosphatidylinositol phosphate biosynthetic process; signal transduction. NCBI's taxonomy places the organism in Eukaryota, Fungi, Ascomycota, Dothideomycetes, Pleosporales, Leptosphaeriaceae.